AUGGCACCAAUAGAGAUUGGGACACUUUACUAUGUUGAGGAAGCGAUUUACAAGGCUGAAAAGGCCUUAGUCACAGCCAAGUUUGCUGGCCUUUCAAUGCUGACCAAAAAGUUCGACCCUGUGAAGGACUCGAAGAAACCAGACUUUUUGGCAUACAACCCGACUGGCAAGGUUCCUUACCUUGAGACGGAGAGAGGCUGCAUAUUUACCUCCAAUGCUAUUGCAAGAUAUGCGGCACGCAGCCGCCCUGACUUGGCGCUCUAUGGGUCUAGCUUCGAUGAGGAAUGUGACAUUGACAGUUGGUUGGACUUUGCGUUGCAUGAGGUGGAGGUUCCCUUGAUGACCUGGGUCUACCCUGUGUUGGGUAUGAUGGAGGACGUGCCAAAAGCGACCAAAGAUGCGCAGGAAGAUGUCAAGAAGGCGCUGAAAGUUUUGGAAGAUCAGCUGAAAACAACGGACUUCUUAGUGGGAAGUUCCGUGAGCCUGGCGGACAUCACCCUGGUGUGCUCACUCAAAGAGGGCUUCAAGAGGGUCUUCGAUGCAAGCUUCCGGAAGCCGUUUCCAAAGACAUCUGCGUGGUUCGAGAAGUGCUGUAAAAUGCCGCAGUUCAAGUCUGUUCUUGGCGAAGUGAAGCUGUGUUCCACUGCUGAGAAGCCGCGUGCGAUUUUACCAGCCUUUGCACCCAACCCGCGCGACAAGGCCAAAGGUGCUACAAAGGAGGCACCAAAGGGCGAGAAGAAGGCAGAGGAGAAGAAGCCAAAGGAAGAGAAGAAGAAGGAAGAACCGAAACCAGCCGCCACAAAAGCAGCACCUGCGCCCGCCGUCGUGGCAAGCGGGGACAUCGACGCAGAGAUCACUGAGUUGAGCAAUAAAAUUCGGCAGAAGAAGGAGCAGCUGAAGGCUCAAGGCUACAGUGGAAAGAAGUGUGACCAGGACCCAGAGGUGAAAGAGCUGGUUGAGAAGCUACUGCAGCUGAAGAGUGCGAAAGCCACAGGGGCAGCCGCGCCCGCUGCGCCGGCACCAGCGGCUCCAGCCGCACCAGCAGCACCAGCUGCUGUGCCUAAUGGCGCAGACCUGGAUGCUGAGAUUGCAGCUUGGGGCAAUAAAAUUCGAGUGAAGAAGGAGCAGCUCAAGGCUCAAGGCUACAGUGGAAAGAAGUGUGACCAGGACCCGGAGGUGAAAUCCAUGGUCGAGAAGUUGCAAGAGCUGAAAAGCCGAAAGUGA
Durusdinium trenchii is the source of this 1224-nucleotide messenger RNA. The record is from the annotation of a GenBank genome assembly. NCBI's taxonomy places the organism in Eukaryota, Dinophyceae, Suessiales, Symbiodiniaceae.